This is a messenger RNA of Mastomys coucha (southern multimammate mouse), 7113 nucleotides long. RefSeq names its product poly(A) binding protein cytoplasmic 5 (gene Pabpc5). The record is from RefSeq and is a predicted model, not a curated record. NCBI's taxonomy places the organism in Eukaryota, Metazoa, Chordata, Mammalia, Rodentia, Muridae. The coding region runs from base 390 to 1538 and encodes 382 amino acids. Gene Ontology annotation, molecular function: RNA binding. Gene Ontology annotation, cellular component: ribonucleoprotein complex. The transcript is spliced from 2 exons.
AGCUACUACAAUCUCUAGGUACCCCGGUUCUUUGGUAGUUUGGUCUUGCAAGAAGCAAUCCCUGUCCAUUGGUCCCCACUGGGGCGGCCCUUGGCGCAUCUGCCCUCCUUUGCUGACUCCGCCCCGCAUCGGUCCAAACCAGCCUCGCGUCAGAGCUGACCACAGCGCGGCUGCCAGUCAGUCCCUCCGGACCAGCGGAGAGAGCCUCAGGCUGCCGAAAUCACCGCGCCUCACUCGCCUCAGCCUCAACAGUGAUCUGAGUCUGCUUUUAGCUUCCCUUCACCUGCCUUGGCUUGUUUCUGUUCAAGAACAGCUGUUUGGCCUAUAGAUUAGAAAAAGGGCCCCCCUCCCUAUUUUGUCCCAAGAGAUCAUCUUCUAAGUGCUCAGAGAUGGGGAGCGGGGAGCCUAAUACUGCUGGCAAGAAAAAGAAGUACCUCAAGGCUGCCCUGUAUGUAGGUGACUUGGACCCUGACGUCACAGAGGACAUGCUCUAUAAGAAAUUCAGACCUGCUGGACCACUGCGCUUCACUAGAAUCUGCCGAGACCCAGUGACCCGCAGACCCCUGGGUUAUGGUUAUGUUAACUUCCGCUUUCCUGCAGAUGCUGAAUGGGCAUUGAACACCAUGAAUUUUGAUUUAAUUAAUGGUAAACCAUUUCGCCUCAUGUGGUCACAGCCAGAUGACCGUUUAAGAAAGUCUGGAGUUGGAAAUAUAUUCAUCAAAAACUUGGACAAAACCAUAGACAAUAGGGCCCUAUUUUAUUUAUUUUCAGCUUUCGGGAACAUUCUUUCCUGUAAAGUCGUAUGUGAUGACAAUGGCUCUAAGGGUUAUGCUUAUGUUCACUUUGAUAGCCUUGCUGCUGCCAAUAGGGCUAUCUGGCAUAUGAAUGGAGUCCGGCUCAAUAACCGUCAGGUAUAUGUUGGCCGAUUCAAAUUUCCUGAAGAGAGAGCAGCAGAAGUCAGAACCAGAGAUAGAGCAACAUUUACCAAUGUUUUUGUUAAAAACUUUGGAGAUGACAUAGAUGAUGAAAAACUAAAGAAACUUUUCAGUGAAUAUGGGCCAACUGAAAGUGUUAAAGUAAUAAGAGAUGCCACUGGGAAAUCUAAAGGCUUUGGAUUUGUAAGAUAUGAAACACAUGAAGCUGCCCAAAAGGCUGUGCUAGAACUGCAUGGCAAGUCAAUAAAUGGGAAAGUCCUAUGUGUAGGGAGAGCACAGAAGAAAAUUGAACGCCUAGCUGAAUUGAGGCGGAGAUUUGAACGGCUGAAACUAAAAGAAAAAAGCAGGCCUUCAGGAGUACCUAUCUAUAUUAAGAACUUGGAUGAGACCAUCAAUGAUGAGAAACUAAAGGAGGAAUUUUCCUCAUUUGGAUCAAUCAGUCGGGCCAAAGUGAUGAUGGAAGUGGGGCAAGGCAAAGGGUUUGGUGUUGUCUGCUUUUCUUCUUUUGAAGAGGCUUCCAAAGCAGUGGAUAAGAUGAAUGGUCGUGUAAUAGGCUCUAAGACAUUGCACGUCACUCUGGGGCAAGCUAGGCACAGGUGGUGAGAAUUACUAAUGAUCAAUUUGUUUAGCCUUAGCCAGUGCCUACUUAGCUUGGGCUCCUUUGUGAUAGAGGUUAUUUUCUUCCAAUUCAUAUGUUUGCUUUCUUUCCUUUUAUUUUCUUUUAUAUUUUUUAUAAAUACUUUCUUUUGGAAACAAAGUAUACAUAGAAAAUCUUGUUCAUUUUGGUGACGAACAUAAUUUCUAAAUGUAAAAAUGUGGUUUUGUACAAUUUUUAUAAGAUCUCUAUCCUUAGGAAUGUGUAGAAUAAAGUUUAUCAUCUUCAUUUUUUUUUCUAAAUAGCCUAAAUGAGGCACAUGAUUAUAUUUCCUUUAUUUUCAUAAUACUAAUUUAAUUUCCUCUAUGAAACUAUUCUCAAGAUAGUCCUUAUUUGUGAUUCUGGCACAGUAAAAAGUCAACCAUUGCUUUUUAAAGAAAUCAUCAAAGAAAGAUUAAAUAGAUACAAGCUACUUAAAAUUUCUCCAUAAUUUCAUUUUAAAUUAUGAUUUAAAUUGAAUAUUACUUAAAAAUAUUUGAGGCAUUUUUCCUUUAUUUUUUUGUAUCAGUUUUCCUUGUAUCAAGUGCAAGUGCGCACUACAGAUUUGUUAGCACCUUUGACUAACUAUUGGGAUUUAUUUUUAUAUAUGUCAUGUUACUGUUUCUUAAUCAGUACUUUUAGAAAACUGUUGCAUUGGUAAAUGGCUAUUUGAAAUGUGAGGGUGUCUUAAAAAUAUUUGACAAGAGAUCUCAUAUUUGAAGUUACUCUAAAAUUCAUUCUUAACACUUGUUUUUGAAAUGUAUAUAAUUCACAUAGGUAGACUAUGUUAAAGUAAGAGAAAUAUUUAUUAAUGUACUGACUCACAUUCACCUUUGAACACCUUAUACACGGCUGCUAUAAAACUAUGACAUGUUGUUUCUUGUCAUGCUUGAAUUUAUCCACAGGAAAACACUGAUAUGUGUUUUAUUAAGGAACAUGUUUUCGCUUAAUUAGGUCAUACCUUUACAUCCAUUAUAUGAGAAUAAUCAACUACAAAUAAUUCUUUACUAAUUCAGACUACUUAAAAUAUGCUGUUUCACACAAAAAUAUUCUGCAGCUACUUCCUGCAUCAUGUAAAUUCUAUACUACAAAUUCUCCACUUUUCACAUGUGGUAAUCUCUUUUCACUUUCAAUUUAAAUUCAUGUAACACUUAACACCAGUACAAAUAUGAUUGACAAUUAGAAAAAUAAUCAGAUUUUCUGACACUUGAAUUAAUUUUCUUAGAAUUUAUGAUUUACUCAUGCAGGAGAACCCAUCACAAGAACAUGUUUGAUGUCUCUUAUCAGUUGAUUGUUUUUAUUGUUUUACAGAUGAAUCACAUUUUUUAAAAUAAUCUAAAGCAAUUAUACAAUUUUAAAUCAUUUGUUAGCUUUUAGAACAUAAAAUGGAAAUAAGAUAUUUCUAUGUAAUGAUAUUCAAUUAUGAAUAUACAAAUAGUCAAGUGUUUUCAAAAUGAAAAUCACUGAUUUAUUGAUUAUGAAUAUAACAUAAUCAUGAUCAUAAAAUCUGUAAUCAUAGAAAGAAACCAUUCUUAAUUUUAGUAUGUGUAUAUCCUUCCAUAUCCUUAUCUUUAAUAUAUAUAUCCAGUUUUAUAAAAAUACAAUAUGUAUUAUUUCAUUUUUUAUUUUAAAUUGAACCAUAGUUACCUUUUUAUACCAAUAAAUGUGGUUGUUGAUAAAUGCCAUAAUUUUAGGAUCUUCAUAAUUUUUCUUAAUAUAGAAUGUAUUAUAUUGAAUAAGAGUUGUAUUCAAUAUUUUUUUAAAUUUGUAAACUAUACCAUGUUGAACAUCUUAUUCUGGAAACACUCUUAGUUAUGAGAUUAACAGAGAUUUCUAUAAUGCGUUAGAGCUUAAAACUGCCAGAGACCUGGAACAUACAAUAUAGAUGUCAGCAAACAUGGAGUACUUCAACAUGUAUUCUACAUCUAAAUUUAUAUAAACACAAAAAUCAACAAGAUAAUCAGCAUAUUUGAGGAACCUAUUUUAUAAUAUUAUAACCAACAAAAUACAUAAAAAUUGAAACAGAUAUAAUGCCAAUUAUAUAUCAUAUAUUAUAUUCAUUUUAAACACUACCAUGAUUAAAUUUUAGCUACAAGCAUGAACCAUUACUUUUAGCAAGAUUCUUUAAAAUAUAAGUUUGAAUACAAAGUUAGGAAGAGUUCUACAAAGUCAAAAAUAUCAAGCAUAGCCAUUUAAUGCAUGGUUUUGGAAUUUCAUAUUUAAAGUGUUACUAUAUUCCAAUGAUCUGCUUUUAUAAAUGGCAGACAAAAUUAAGGACUCCUAGGUAACCAUUUGAAAUACUGAAAAUUCAAUUACUAAAAAUCAUGAGGAAAAUAUGUACUAAAGUAAAUCUGUCUUUAAAUAGAAACACAUGAGUAUUUUUCAGUGUCAUUCUUAUUCUUAAGUUUUAGCUACUUAUAAUAGACUUUAAAAGAGGAACAAUACAAUUAAAUAUUUCAAAUCAGUGGCAAAGGAAUUUAUAACGUUUAUUGCCCAACAUUUCUGGGUAAUAGAUAAUUAAUAAAAAAUAUAAUGUUAGUGUUUGGCUAAUAAUAGACUGUGUAUUUCAAGUUUGGUUUCCCUUGGGUUUUUCAAAGUAGUCACUAAGAAAAAUUUUAAAUAUGCCCAGGGAGAAAAAAUAAUAAUAUUCCUUUAUGAUUGCAAGUCAUCACCAUCAAAAUUUGGGAGAGGGGGUUGAUCUUUUAUGAAAGAGAUUUUACACAUAGUCUUGUCUAUUUAUUACCAAUAAUUUAGGAAAAAGAAAGAUGUUACACCUGUAAGUGAUAUUUUUAGCUUGGGAUGAGAGAAGCAAUAUUAUUUUUUCUUUAAUUAUAAAGUUGUAAGUGGAUUAAAUAUCACCUUUCUUACAAGGAAAUCUAAGAGAGCAAUUAGAAAUGUGUCAAUAAAUGACUGAAGAUAAAUGAUAAAAGUGUGUUUAACACCUAUAAUAAUACCUAAACCACAGUAUUCUGUAAACUAUUAAUGAAUGCAUUAAUAACAUAAGACAUACACAACCAUUUGUUUAUAUUUCAGUUUUUCCUCAGUAUUUAAUGAGAUCAAUGAGGUUUUUAAGUAGCCUAUGAAAAUGUAGUUGAGAACUGACAAAAUCCUUUCAUUGGUUUAUAGUGGUUAGACUGUUGAAGUGUUAAGGUUUUGUCAGUGAUCUCUGUCAUCUUACCAUAUUUCCAAAAUUGUUUACCAUUUAAUUGAUACAAAUGUCAUGAGUGCAAAGUGUGUAAUAAUUGGCAUAAUUUUAAAAAUAUGUACUUUUUAUAAGUUAAUUACACGCUGUUGGAAGACCAAUGAGAUUCCAUAAUGUCCUACUUCUGUGCUGAAGUAUAUAAUCACAAUAAUUCUGGAGUAAAUAGUUCUUGCCCCUUUGAAAUUAUUUAAUUCAUAUCAGUCAUGAAAUUUCAAAAUUUAAGACCUUUUAAAAAAGGUACUGGUUCUUGAGAGGUCUCCAAAAAAUAGAAUGAGUGCUGUUAUUAUAAGGUAUUAUUUUCUAGGUCAUCAGAAGAAUUUUUCAUGUAGAACUAAUCAUUCAAUAAAGUAUAAUGUAUACUAAAGUUUUUCAUAUAUUUAGAAAUUCAUUUGGAUUUUUCAAGGGAGUAUUUUGCUUUUGAAAUAUGAGUAUUGUUUACUAUUAAGGAAACUUAUUCUAACAAGUAGUUUAUUAGACACUCAGUAGAGUUAAUGUAUCCUAUCUAGAUUCAGUACAUCAUCACAGAGAUUUAGAAAUACUCAAGCUAUGGAAGCAUAUUUGAAAAUAAAAAGGCCCGAUGCAAUCCAUAUAUUAAUGAUUAUAACUUUUCCUUUUCAAAAAUUUAUUAGUUUAAUUUAUGUAUAUGAAUGUGUUAUCUCAUUGUGUGUUUGUGCAGCACAUGUGUGUCUAGUGCCUGUGGGAAUCAGAAGAGGCCCCUCUGAGAUUGUAGGUAAAAAUAGUUAUGAACUAUCACAUGGGUAAGUGGGAACUGAACCCAGAUCCUCUGCAAGAGCAACAAGUAGUAUAAUGCACGGAGCCAUUUCUCCAGGCCCGAGGGAUUUUUGUUUUUGUUUUUGUUUUUUUCUUGCUUGUUUGUUUUCUUUUAAAUCAGUGUCUCAAUACCCUGAAAGGCCUGGAACUCUUUAUGAAAACCAGUAUGGCCUUGAACUCACAGAAAUCCACUUGCCUCCCUAUCCAGAGUGGUAGUAUUAAAGAUGUGCACCAUCAUGUGUGGCCUUCUAAUUCUUCUGAAGUAAAACCAUGACUCCAAGUACUUUGUUGCUUGAAAAUCACUGUCAAUUUUAAAAUAUGUCUCAUUUGAUAAGGAUAACAUCCUUUCCAUUAAUUUUGUAAGAAAUUUGGAGCCUUUUAAUUAUUUAGGGGUCUAUAAUAAAACAGAGUGAGUGCUGAUAUUAUAUUGCAUUAUUUUCUCAGACAUGAGACUACAUUUUUAUGUAGAACUAAUCAUUUAAUAAAUUAUGUGUAAUAAAAAUUUUACAUCUUGAAUGAUUAAUGUUAGAUUCUCAAGGUGAUAUUAUACUCUUUAAAAGUAAACAACUUAAGGAAUCAAUAUCUGAUACUAUUUAAAAUAAAUUUAAGCUAAUAUAGGUAGAAUGGCAAAAAACAUUGUAAAGUCACCCAUCUUUGAGAACGUUGCAUAUUUGAAAUCCCUGAAUAAAACACUAAUGAAUUUAUAUGGUUUUUUGUUUCAGGAAAUCACAAAUAUUUAAAUUAAUAGCUAUAUUGUAUAAUAUAUUAUAUUUUAGUGUUAUUUAAGUGAAAAAUGCUUAAUUGCUGUCAUAAAGUUUGAAUAAAGUUUGAAUAAAAACACUGUCGUGGUGGUAGUUUAAGUAUUCAGUGCAAGUCAAGUUAAUUUGUUUCCCAACAAAAACAGAAAAGAAAAACUAAGAAUGUAUUUCAUUAUUAUACAUAGGGAAAAAUUAGAGAUAUUUUAAUUGACAAUAAAUAAGGGACAUAGUCAUUUGAAUGUUUUAAAUGUAAAUGGAUACCACAAAUACAUUAAACUUCUGCCUAGUUUGAUGUCUAGAGUCAAACAGCAAGAAGAGCUUUUAUUCAAUUUCUGUUGUAAUUCUUAUUCUUGAAGUGACUACUAACAGUGAUCUUAAGCCUCAGGAGUAUUCUUUUGUAAGUGAACAUUCUUGAAAGAAAGAAAGAAAGAAAGAAAGAAAGAAAGAAAGAAAGAAAGAAAGAAAGAAAAGUAAAAAGACUGGUGCUAAUAUACUCCUUGCUACUUUCUUACCUCCAUUUACCUAACCUCAAUCCACCCUUGCAAAUUCUUAAGAUUACACAGAAUUUUUCUGAUUUAUGUAUUUUAUGUAGUUUGUCUACACAUGAUUGCAUUGUUUUUUUAAUUUGUAGCAUGUAUGUGAUACUGUGCAACUCUUCUGAGAUGAUGUUUUAAAGUUUGCAUGUUAAGAAACAGUAGAUGGUGGGAAACUUGUCUACUGUUUAUAUGUGAAUGAAUGUAUUUAACUAAAGUAAUUUUUAAAGAAUGUACAAUUAAUAAUAAUGUAAAAUAAAGAAACAGCAAAUCUAUUGGA